Molecule: messenger RNA, 726 nt
Organism: Lasiodiplodia theobromae
Lineage: Eukaryota; Fungi; Ascomycota; Dothideomycetes; Botryosphaeriales; Botryosphaeriaceae
Product: Alpha beta hydrolase fold protein
Exons: 1
Coding region: 1-726 (241 amino acids)
Source: RefSeq, a predicted model, not a curated record
AUGCCGAUUCCCGGGCUUCUCUACAUUGGGGCAACAAUCAAAGACCCAGUCCUUGACGAGGCUACCUUCGACAAGUGGUACGACGAAUCCCACGUCCCAGAGAUGCUCGCCCUUCGCAACGGGCCCCCUGCCGCUUUCCGCUUCAAGAAUGCCGACUCUUCUCGCCCGUUCUCCUACCUCUGUCUCUAUGUCUUGCCAGACCUGCCCUGGGUUGACUCAGACGACCUCAAGACUGCCAAGUUCACCCACAACGAGCUGCCCGAGGGCCGCUCCCACUUCGAGCUCGUUGACUUCGACCUGCGGAACUACGAGAAGAUCCAGACGUUCGAAGGCCAAAUCCCCAAGGACGACGGCCGCCGUGUUGGGCGCUGCAUCAUCGCCGUCGCCAUGGACCCGGCUGCCGGCGAUGACGCCGAGCGCGACUUCGACGCAUGGUACCGCCUGCAGCACCUCGACAUGCUGAGCACCGUCGCCGGCUACCGCCGCUCUACGCGUUACAAGCUUAGUUCGGCACCUACGGCCGAGGCCACCAAGGCGAAGCUGGGCGUCGAGGUGCCCCGCUACCUAGCCCUGCACGAAUACGACACCCCGGAAAUCCCACCCGAGCAGAUCAAGCUGGUCGUCAACACGGAAUGGAGCAAGAAAGUCAUUGGUGGCGCCAAGGCCUUCGUACGAGAUGUGUGGGUGCUCACAUCCGAGGCCGGCGAUCCGGCAACGAAACUGUGA